Molecule: messenger RNA, 3044 nt
Organism: Aureobasidium subglaciale EXF-2481
Lineage: Eukaryota; Fungi; Ascomycota; Dothideomycetes; Dothideales; Saccotheciaceae
Product: glycoside hydrolase family 78 protein
Exons: 3
Coding region: 58-2550 (830 amino acids)
Biological process (GO): carbohydrate metabolic process
Source: RefSeq, a predicted model, not a curated record
AUUGAAUGCGAUCCUCCCCCAUGGAACAGUUCUGCCACUGAGAUCAGCACAUUCACGAUGAGAGCUGUGAUUGGUCUAUUGUUUGGCCUUGCAUGCCAGAUGCUUGCUAUUCCGGUAUUAGGCAGCGACAAGUUCUACCCUCGUGCGAUUGCUAUUGGCAACACUACACAGAAGAAGACACAACCCUUUGUAGCGUUCACUCUCAACUCGGAAAAUCCCGUAGCAACUCUUGAUUACGGCCAUGAGGUUGCUGGAUACCCGUUCUUCUCAGUGGUCAGUCUCACCGGUAAAGUGCAGAUUGAAACAAAAUACGCCGAAGAUUUAGGGGACAUCGACCUACCUUACUCUGAUGGUCCCUUUACAUAUAGUCAGGGCUUGACGAACACGUACAGAGUUGAGACACUUGAGGUCAACGCCACAGGUCAGCUGAACUCGUACUUUGCUCAAGGUGGCCAACGCUGGCAAACUAUCCGUUUGCUGACUCCCGGCACCGUCACUUUCAGGAAUGUUGGCUUUGUGGCAACCGUUGAUGUCUUGGAUUACGACAGGCUGCCGGGUCGAUUCUGUUCGUCAAAUCCGUUGUACAAUGAAAUCUGGAAGCUUGGUGCCAGGGCUGCUGGUGCUGCUUGCUUCAAUUCAGGUGCUUACAAGUCCGUCUGGGAUGUCUCUGCUAGUAGCGGUGCGUUCAUCAGAGGCUCUCGCGUUGGUCUGUCCAGCAGGGGCAAUUCAUUCUCGAACUAUAACCUCACAUUCUCUGCAAAGAUCGAACGUGGUGGGCUCGGAUGGGCCAUGGCCUAUCCCCUCCUCACCACAGCCGGAGGUAUUCAGCUUAACCUAGUUGGAGAUUAUCCUGAGGGCACUACUUAUGCCAACGUCAACCGGACGCUUCUUCCACCUAACACCGUUGUACUUGCUUAUGGAUUCAGCUUGGUAAACCAGACCACGCUUCCUGCAUACUAUCUGGAUGCGUUUAGGGUCCCUUUCGAUGUCAAGGAAGGACAGUGGUAUUCCAUCUCCGCGAAGAUGUAUGAAGGCAACUACCUUGCUGUAUCGAUCAAUAAAACCAAGAUAUUCAAUGUCACACUGGAAAAUUACUACACUGGAACAGCUGGAGCUGGCACUACUGGCUCAUUUGGCUUCGGUGGUUGGCAAGAUCAGGCUGCUUACUUCAGGGAUGUCAGAGUCACCUCAAGUAACGGCACUGUCCUCUACGCUAAUACGAUGACCAAUACUUCAGCGAUACUGCCAGAGUACGGCGUACAGUCAAACACGGCCGAUGUCUGCUUAGACGGUGCCAAACGCGAUCGUCUUGCUUGGCUCGGCGAUUUCUACCAUACAGCCGCUAUUCUUGCUACAUCAACAUCUCGGAAGGACUACUCAGUGGGAACACUCAAGAACUUCCUUGAUUGGCAACUGCCCUCUGGUCAACUGCCGUUAGACACAGCUCUUGGCUACCCUGGCUCGGCAACGACCAAUUUCGCAUUAAUGACAGGCGAUGGCCUCUCUUAUCCUCUGGAAGAUUAUCACAUCCUGGGUCUGAUUGCUUUUGGCUCCCACAUGCGCUAUCACGAUGAUAUCUCUUUUGCUACAGGAAGCUGGCCUCAAUGGAAACUUGCUGUCAACUACCUCAUUCACCAAAUAGACAACUCUACAGGUCUUGUAUCUCUAGGUUAUACCUUCUUCGGAGACAGCGCCGGUCUAGCUGUCAAUGCCGCCUCUGUACAAGCUCUGCAUGAACUUACUGCUGCGGCAACCGCAGUAGGUGAUACUGCUUCAGCUAGCUCCUGGAAUGCAAUUGCAAAUCAACUGGAAGCUACUAUCCAAUCCAAAUUCUGGCAACCCAAUUUGGGUCAUUUUAGCGACACACCACAAAACUGGUCCAAAAUCUCCGUCCAAGGCCUUUCAUUCGUGAUAACUUCUGGCGUUGCAACAGCUUCGCAGGCGAACUCGUGUAUGAAUGCUCUGGCAGCUUUGAAGCUAUCUCCUGGCUACAAAGAUUCCACUGCUGUCUCCUCCAAUACUGUGGCUAAUAUAUCUCCAAACACGAAUGGCUUUCUACUCUCUGCACUUGUGCAGACUAACCGUACAUCCGAAAUGCGUUACCUCUUUGAAAACCUUUGGGCAGCCAUGAUUCAAAACGAUACCACUCAUUCUGGCGCAUCUUGGGAAUAUGUUGAUACAAAUCUCCAACCAGGACUUUCCCGCUAUACCAGUCUUGCUCACCCUUGGGGCGGUGCACCAACAUACAUCCUCACCGAAUACAUUGCCGGUAUCAGACCCGUUACCUACGGCUAUAAGACUUGGGUUAUCGCACCUGCGUAUACAGGCUUUGAUCUCAAGUCCGCUGCCGCUCAGGUACAGACGCCCUACGGUAUGCUGAAGGUGCAGUGGAGUAUAGCGUCUGGCAAGAUCAAAGCCGUUAUCAACGCACCCGUUGGUACUUCUGGUACCUUUUUUAUCAACAGGGCUUUAGCAAACGAGACCAGGGCAAAUUGUGUUGUGCAGGUUGAGGGUGGUAUCUUGUCUAAGUCAAUAACUCUCGAUCUGUAAAGUAAGAGCAUGUUGUUCCAAGCGAGGCUCCAAGUAUUGCGAACAACGGAGACGAUGGUUUCGAUAUUAGCAUUGCACAACGUAACUAUGCAGCUCUGACCAGCUUUAGGUUUCGCAAGAGGAUAAAGCAGAUGGACAGUAUCUUCCUAAAAUCUUGCUCACGAUGCUCUAUACGGCGACAAUCGAUGAUUUUUGGGAUGACAAGCAUACGGCUAAUAUCGAGGUCGAGAAUGAGGACAAGGAAAAAGACGAUCUUGACCAAGAGAGCGGAGAUCCAGGCGCUCUUGCUUCGCUAAGUUAGAGAAGAUGUUUUUGCCAAUCUCCACGCAUUGCUAAGUCAGCAGAAUCUCGCCUCCCUACACAGUGAGUGUUUGAAAGAUUAGACCGUUAAUCUGACUCUAACGGACUGCGGCAAUCUUGUAUACAAGAACGCGGACAUCACUUAGAACACCAUUGAGCCCGAGGUCCUUAGGUAGAAAGGAACGUGUGAGUGG